Messenger RNA from Mercurialis annua (annual mercury), 775 nucleotides. Its product is annotated as zinc finger CCCH domain-containing protein 3. Gene Ontology annotation, molecular function: zinc ion binding. The transcript has 6 exons. The coding region runs from base 167 to 589 and encodes 140 amino acids. The record is from RefSeq and is a predicted model, not a curated record. Lineage: Eukaryota; Viridiplantae; Streptophyta; Magnoliopsida; Malpighiales; Euphorbiaceae. Gene Ontology annotation, cellular component: U12-type spliceosomal complex.
AAGAAAAAAUUGAUAAAAAGAGUAAAAUUUAGGACUAAAUUAAUUGUAAAAUUUAAUAUCUUUGCUAAUUAACUUUUGCUUGCAAGUUUAGGGUGUAAAUUGCUAAAUAGUUAAACGGAAUCUUGAGAAAUAAGGAAGAACACAGAGAAUUGGCGACGAAUUAGAGAUGCCGCUGGGAAAGUAUCACUGUGAUUACUGCGACAAAGAAUUUCAAGACACUCCGGUUGCCCGUAAACGCCAUUUGCAGAGCUCCUCUCACCUCCGCGCCAAAUCUAUCUGGUACAACUCCUUUAAUUCCAAUUCCUCAGACGCUAAUCGAGGCUUUCGUAAGGGAAUUUGUAAUCGAUUUGUUAAAACGGGAUUUUGUCCGUUUGGAGAUUCUUGCCAGUACUUGCAUCCUUCUAAUACCAACAGCAACUUGGUUACCAAUCUUAAUGCUCCUCAAGAAAAUCAGCUUGCUAGUGGAAGCUCUUUACCAGGUGAUGUAGUGAGAGAUAGCAUGGGAAUGUCAUGGGCCAAUUUGCCUCCAUCACUGAAGCUUCCUCCAGAGGGCGGGUAUCCGCAACUUCCGUUUGUUGAUUGGGGUUAGGGAUGCAUCUUGUUGUUGCUGUAACCAAGCAGGAUCAUGAUUUUUACAUAUUUUUAUUUUUUCUUCGCUGGACCUAAAAGAAUUGAAGGAAAAAAGCUGAAAGAUAUGUCGUCCAACCCCUUUAAAAUAAUAAUAAAAAUUAACAGUUACAGAAAACUGAUGGAACAAGACAGUAGGCAGCUGGCU